CGCCAACUUGAUGUUUCGCCGGUUUUGUGAAGAUAUGCUACUGUUAGAUUUGACAUCAUAAUAUACGUGAAACGCCGGCGCUUUGGAAUUGACCUUUGCUUUCCAGGGGAUUCAGGUCGCUCUCGAGCCAAAGCACACAUCACACAAAGCAAGAACUGUGCGCCGCUCACUGCCCCGCGAGGGCGGUGUGUCAUAACCUGUCAUUGGCUGUCAUCCAUCUGAUUCCGCGGCGGCCGGACGCAGCACGAUGCACGCCUUUCUCUUUCGUCAGGAACGCAUGUGAUCUCCAGGCGCGCUAACCUUCCCUCUCUCCCUUCCUGCUACUCCUCCUCUUCCGCCACAACCACCACCACCACCACCACAACGAGCACUACGCAUGCCGCAACUGAGCGAAGAAUCGACCGCCCUCCCGCCGAGCGGGGGCUACCCGCUCUACCUCACGGCGAAGCGGUACUGGGUCCCGAGCUGCGAGGCGCAUGCGGCGGACCCGCGCGCGCUGACGCUGCUGCUGCUGCACGCGACGAGCUUCCACAAGGAGACGUGGAUGCCCACGCUCGAGGCGCUCUUCGCCGCGGCGGACCGGCCAGGGAGCCCGGUGAAGAUCAGGGAGGCGAUCUGCUUGGACUGCCCGAACCACGGCGAGUCGGGCCAGAUGAACGCGGUCGUGCUGCUGCAGCCCGAGUUCUUCCUCAACUUUUCGUGUGAGCGAUACGCGCAGGCGGUGCAUCAUUUCCUCUCCCUCAAGCCGUUCGGGAUCGACUUCCAGAGCAGGAACUUGGUGGGGAUCGGGCACAGUCUGGGCGGGUGCACCCUAACUAUGCUACAAGCGAUCACACCCGUCUUCCCCUUCUCCUCGAUCAUCCUCAUCGAGCCUCUCAUCAGCCCGCACGGCAGCCACCACCUGCGCAAGCUGCGCGAGAUCCUCGUCAAGGGCGCAUACGAGCGCCGGGACGUGUGGCCGGACCGGCAGCAGGCCAUGGCCGCGCUCAAGCGCCGCGACCGCACGAAGAAGUGGGACCCGAGAAUCCUGGAGAACUUCGUCCAAUACGGCAUCCUGGAGCACCCCGGGGCGAAGUAUGCGGAGGGACGGUAUCCGGGCGUGACGCUGGCGUGCCAGCGUGACCAGGAAGCGGCCAUGUAUCGGGAUCCAGACGGGGCGACGAAGCCUAUGCCGACGCUGAAACGCAUCUGCCGCGAGUACCCGGUGCACCUCAUUCUCGGUGACGUGGCCGACUUCAUCCCGAAACGCGUCCAUGCAGCGAUCAGGGAAGACGUCGCCUGGGCUUCGAUCGAGGUUCUCGAAGGCGCGGGGCAUCUGAUUGUGCAGGAGGUUCCGGAUAGGCUGGGCGAGGCGAUCCAUGCGACGUUGGCGUCGAAUGGGGACUUGGUUCGGAGCAAGUUGUGAUGAGGAUCGCUUCGUUCUUAUUUAAAUCAGUACGUAUAUGUAUGGGCACUCUCAUGGAGGCCCAUUCAGGCAGGCGCAAUUCGGGAAGCCCUCCGUGCGCAACAAAAUUAUGGCGUGUAGUCUUAAAAAUAUGGGACAUUGUGACGGCCGAGGAGGUUGCUGAUAAACCGACUCGAGCGUGAGGGAUGGACAAGCAAUUUGAACCAGCCAUCUUUGAUAGACGGCCCCUCUAUAUCCCGCAAACGUUCACUACUGGACAUGUCUUCUUUCUUCUGUUGAGUAUUUCUGGCGAUUUAUUCCCAGCCACACAUAGACGAUGAGAAAUUCGUAUUAGGCUAGCGUAAAAGAUGCAAGGGCUGGUGGGGAUGCCGAGCGGUCUGACAUGGAGCACGCAGGGGGCAGAAGGCAAGAAGAUAUAUCAAUGUCACGCGACGGCGGCCCGAG
Molecule: messenger RNA, 1849 nt
Organism: Mycena citricolor
Lineage: Eukaryota; Fungi; Basidiomycota; Agaricomycetes; Agaricales; Mycenaceae
Source: the annotation of a GenBank genome assembly